AUGGAUCAAGAAAAUGAUAGAAUAGUUUCUCGUUUAUGGAGAGCUUUUAGAACCGUCAAGGAAAUGGCUUUAGAUCGUGGUUAUUUCAUUGCCACUGAAGAAAUAACUAUGAAUCUUGAAGAAUUUAGAUCAAAAUAUUGUGAUGCUAUGGGACGUCCUCAAAGAAAAUUAAUGUCAUUUCAAGCAUCUCCAACUUCUGAAUCAUUAGGUCAAUUCCCAAAUAUGGGUUCAUUAUGGGUUGAAUUUUGUGAUGAAGCAAGUGUUGGUAUUAAAACUAUGAAGAAUUUUGUUAUUCAUAUUAGUGAAAAAAAUUUUAGUGUUGGUAUAUUUAUUUAUCAAAAUGGUAUUACACCAAGUGCAAAUAAAUUAAUUCCAACUGUUGCACCUGCAGUUAUUGAAACUUUCCAAGAAAGUGAUUUGAUUGUUAAUAUAACACAUCAUGAAUUAGUUCCAAAACAUAUUGUUUUAUCAGAUGAUGAAAAAAAAGAAUUAUUAGAAAGAUAUAGAUUAAAAGAAUCUCAAUUACCUCGUAUUCAAAGAGAAGAUCCAGUUGCUCGUUAUUUGGGUUUAAGAAGAGGUCAAGUUGUAAAGAUUAUAAGAAGAAGUGAGACUAGUGGUCGUUAUGCAAGUUAUAGAAUAUGUUUAUGA
Messenger RNA from Hansenula ciferrii, 648 nucleotides. It is a transcript of the gene RPB5, whose product is annotated as DNA-directed RNA polymerase core subunit RPB5. Gene Ontology annotation, biological process: DNA-templated transcription. NCBI's taxonomy places the organism in Eukaryota, Fungi, Ascomycota, Saccharomycetes, Phaffomycetales, Wickerhamomycetaceae. The transcript has a single exon. The coding region runs from base 1 to 648 and encodes 215 amino acids. Gene Ontology annotation, cellular component: RNA polymerase II, core complex; RNA polymerase III complex; RNA polymerase I complex. Gene Ontology annotation, molecular function: DNA-directed RNA polymerase activity; DNA binding. The record is from RefSeq and is a predicted model, not a curated record.